ACGAGUACUACAUAGAUGCAGCCUUUGCAGGAAACUUCGCAGGCAAAAGAAGAGCCCAUGCCCAUGAACAGUUUCGGGAUUCUACAAUUUGGACCGGGACAUGUAGUACACAACAGCAAAGCACAAAGCACAAGCACAGCAUCUGAGUGAGUGAUCUUUAUUCCGUUGGUUGCUGAUGGGAUGGGAUGGGAUGGCAUAUGAUAUCUCCUCAUUCAUCAGAGCAGAGGUGACUGACUGACUGACUGACUAGUGGAUCACCACUCUGAAAAUGCUGUGCAGCCACCACCGGACCCUGGACCAGCCCAAAAGCCCAUCAACUUGUCUGCUUUUACCAAGACCAAGAAUUGCCAGGGUACAUGCAUUUGGAUCUUUUAGUCUAGACAUGCAUGCUUUGAACUUGAGUUCCACCUCGGUAUUGGGCAUCGACCUAGUUUUGUGCCAUCCAUUGUUGUUAGUGUUAGCUAGCAAACAUGGCCUUAAUCCCAUGAUGAGCAGGUGCAGGUGCAGAUAGCAUCAUCCCCAAAAACAUAAAGCUGCAGCAACAACUAGCCUAGAAAUAAAGCAUCCUAGCUCUUUUCCUCCUCCACCACCACUUCUCAAGUACUCCCAUCCAACACGAACGAACAUCUAGAGCUUGGAAGAAAGCUAGCUAGCGAGAGGAAUAGGAUCGCAAUGGUGGAACGGCCGGGCAGAUCGGCAGGCGUCAGGGAGGCCAAUAAGACUUCCGCUGCCGCCAUGGUGAAGACGACGACGACGACCAAUAAGGAGGAGCUGGAGAGCCCGUCCUACAGGUUAGCAGCGUUCAAGAGCCUCUUCUCGUGCAGGAACAGCCACGCGCGGCCGCGGGCGCCGGACACCGGCACCGGCAGCAGGAGCAAGAGGCUGGGCUGCUCCGCGCCGUCCAUCUGCAAGCUCAAGGACGACAGCGUGCCCGUGCCGCCCAAGGAAACCACGGGCACGGCGUCGGCAGGCGAGCCCUGCAAGCGCCGCGCGUCCGUGAGCGGGAGCAGCGAUCGGUGCGUGAAGAAGCCCCAAUGUGGCGCUGGCAGCAACAAGCAGCUGCAGCGUGGCGGGUCGUCGUCGUCGUCGGGCGGGUCGUCGUUCAGGGCCGGCAUGCAGCUGAGGCGGCUUUCGGGGUGCUACGAGUGCCACAUGGUGGUGGCGGGCAGCGCCUCCAUGAGGGCCACCACCAUCUGCCCCUGCCCGGACUGCGGCGAGGUGUUCGUCAGGCAGGAGAGCCUCCAGCUCCACCAGUCCAUCAGGCACGCAGUGUCCGAGCUUGGCACUGAUGACACGAGCCGCAACAUCAUCGAGAUCAUCUUCCAGUCCAGCUGGCUCAAGAAGCAGAGCCCCGUGUGCAAGGUCGACCGCAUCCUCAAGGUGAACAACACGCCCAGAACGCUGGCCCGCUUCGAGGAGUACCGUGACGCUGUCAAGGCCAGGGCGGGCGCCGAGCAGCUGGCGGUAGCGGCGGCCAACAGCAACAGGCACCCGCGCUGCACCGCCGACGGCAACGAGCUGCUCCGGUUCCACUGCGCCACCCUGGCCUGCUCGCUCGGCCUCAACGGCGCCACGCACCUCUGCGACGCCGCGGGGACCUGCGCAGCGUGCGGCAUCAUCCGCGACGGCUUCAGCAGCGGCGGGGUGCUGACCAUGGCCACGAGCGGCCGCGCGCACGACGCUGCGGAGGCUGGCGCCGGACUGGAUGAGGAAACCACUCCAAGGGCGAUGCUGGUGUGCCGGGUCAUCGCGGGAAGGGUGAAGCGGCCCAAAGAAGCGGUACCAGAGGAGGAGGCCGUCGCCGACGCCGCCGAGGAGUCAGAGUACGACUCGGUUGCGGGGUCGGCCGGGGUGUACUCCAACCUGGAGGAGCUGCUGGUGUUCAACCCCAGGGCCAUCCUCCCAUGCUUUGUCGUUGUCUACAAGGCUUAGCUACUGGUGGUUACACUUUACAAUCCAUGCAAUGCAGUCCUUGUAUUAAGUAACAAACAAUUCAUGAUAAACCUAAUGUAUUGACUGACGAAUGGUCACUCUUAAC
Molecule: messenger RNA, 2038 nt
Organism: Zea mays
Lineage: Eukaryota; Viridiplantae; Streptophyta; Magnoliopsida; Poales; Poaceae
Exons: 2
Coding region: 673-1932 (419 amino acids)
Source: RefSeq, a predicted model, not a curated record